UUCAAUCCACCCCACUGUCCACCCAUCUAAGCCACACUUCCUAGGCUUACCUAUGAGGAUGCUGUGGGAGACAGUGUCAAAAGCCUUGCUGAAGUCAAGGAAGACAACAUCCACGACCCUCCCCUCAUCUAUCCAUCCAGUUAUGCCAUGGUAGAAGGCUGAUUUCCAUGAUUUUCAGCCAUAGCCUGCUACUGCCCACCCAGUGGUUCAUAAUGGCUGAUAAACAGAUCUGUACUUUACACAGGUUUCUUUUGCUUAACCAAGUCAAAGGUCUUUAACAAAAACUAGGAGUAAAAUCAAUGUUUAAAUCAUGCCAUGAGUUUACACAUGACACAAUCACAUACAGGCAUUUCUUCAGAACCCCUUUUUGUAGUAGUUAAUCAAGUCACUGGCACAUUGUUUUAUCAUAUAUACGGCUUUUUAGUGAAAGGGAAGUUCAUUUUACUGAUAAGUAGAGCGGCUAAUUUGAUCAAGGUCACAUAGUCCAUUUCUGAGCUGGAAAUAGAACCAGUAUCAGGCUAUACAUUCUGUUUUUAGAAGAGACAUGGAGAAAAGAACGCUUUGUCUUGAAGCCAUCUUUUCUUUUUAUAGAUACAAAUACUUAAUUUCUGAGCUGUAUAGGGUGCUCUCUUGCUAUUAUGCUGAGCUCAGAAGAACUCUGAAGCUCAGUAUUUUACAGAUGAGAUUAGAUUUGAGUCACUAAUCCAGAUAAUCACAAUAGUCUUUGGUGGAGUUUGGAGCUAUAUCAUUAUCAAGAGCAAAAGCACACAAUCAGCAAAUAGCUGAUACACUGAUAUUGAAAUAAACUAAAAGUCCAGUUCAAAUUUUGGAGAAACUGAAAAGACUGAUGCAGACGUUCAAUACUGUACAAUGUUAGCUCACUGGACUAUAACUCAGCCCCACCUCUUGACUAUAUUUCAUAUUCUGAACAAAAAGAAACUACUUCCCUAAAUUUACCUGCUACUAAGUAUUUGCCUGGAAAGUACAGGAAAAUUUUAUUAAUAUGUACAUUUAAAUACCUUAGAUAAACCUGACACAAAGCCCUACAGGUGUGACAAGUGACAAAUGGCACUAAUGGCACUAAUACUCAGAGAUUCAUAUAACCUUUGCUCAAAAAGUACACUUAUUUUUAUUGGGAAUUGUUCACUGUCACUCUCUUUUCAUUGAAACUAGGCUGGAUUCGACUAUUCUAGGUAAUCCUAAGACUCAUUUGAGCAUGCAGUAAUGGAUGAAGUAAAUACCAGAGCUGUUACUGCUUUAAGAAAAUCCUGCAUUUUGCUUCUAGAUUUUUUUAACCUGGGGCUUAUUAGCUCAUGCAUUUCAAUUCUCUCCAAUAAUCAACUCUCAAAAACAUGCAGCACUUCAUGGAUCAGAGCCCUUACACAGAAAUUAAGAAGGAACAUCUACAGACACUAAAGAGUAAGUUUCAAGGUCCACAGCCACCACUAACUAAUCAGACAAACAGAUCUAUGCUCACUGGAAAUUUCUAAGUAGUCUUGCAAACAUUGAAUCUUCAUGUUGAACAGAUUGCAUAUUAGCAACAUCCAGGAGAUUCUCCUUGGACAAAAAUAAAACCAGAAACUUAGGACAAAAUCUAUCUGAAGUAUGAUCUAAUCCUGCUUUAAUACAACAUGCAAUUGCAACAUGUACUUUGAAAUUAUUUAUCCAAGAGAUGGCAUUAGUUAGGCUCCAUCAAACGUCUUGUUGCUAGGCCACCCAUAGUUAUGCUAAAGUUGGCUUUACUGGCACUAGAUUAUCUAUUUACCCUAUCAACGUGAAUUUGAGUAUUGUGGUUUAAAUGGUUAGUAAAACUUCACAAUAAGGGAUCCAGGGGCCCUUAAAUCAUUUAUGUGCCCAACGAUCUUUGCAAUCUAUACCAAGACAUGGAGGAGAAUCAUGCAAUAGAAAACAUGCAUAAACCCUGUCAAAUCAAUUCACAACUACCUGACAGAAACCAGUUAAUCUGCAUGGCUUUAACAGGGUUUCAUGUCUUUCAUAAUAUAUAAUAUAAUAUUUACUUAAGUAUAUUAUGUUUAUGCUGGCACCAAGCCAUUAACACUCCGUGGUAAAGCUGAGUUUUACUGUUCUAGCUGAUUUUAGGCAGAAGAACUUGAAAUCAAGCCACAAACCAGUAAGCAGGAUAGAUGAAUACAACCCACUGAAAAAGCAUUUUGUCACCCUGAUCUUUGGAAUAUCAUUACCAUCAUAAUACAGUGUGGUAUGAUUAUCACAGACCAGCAUGAUGAGAUUGGCAUGACCAUAUAAGUUAAUAAUUUAGCUCCAUCCACCUCAUUUAAAGAUCAAAUUUCAAAGUUAGUAAGGUUUUCCAUUUCAGUGUUCUGAAGCUGACACGUUGAAGAAAGCCAUGAAACCAAGAAUACACACCCUUAGCUUUCAUGACUUUAACGCAACCAGCAAUACUGAAAAAGAAGUAUUUCAAUGUACCAUUUAAGCAAAAAUUGUAGUUUUGAAAACCACACAAGGAAGAGGUAGACAGACGAAGGAAAAAUGUUGUGGAAUAUUCCAACAUUAUAUAUUUAUAAAACCAAUUUUAAUUCUAAUUUUAGAAGGAAACACAGCUUUUAUAGGAACUCAAACUCGGAACAAAGUGCACAUCAUAUGAUUCUAGUAAAAAACAGUUUCUAACGUAAGAAAACUGAAGUCAGAUUUUAGUGCAUUAACAGUCCUAAGUAAGUAGUGUAAAUUGUGAAAGAUUAAAAAGGUGGCUGCUUGUUCUAGCAGCAACAUUCCACCAGACCUCAGAGAAGAACAGUUCUUUAUGCUGCCAGCACUACACCAAUGUAGAGACACCAUGAAACUUAUAAAUAUUGACCACCUUUUGAGACUCGUACUUAACUGACAGAUCUGUGGGGCUGAUCUGAACAGAAUCCUAAGGAAUCCAGGGAAAAGAAAUGUUAAGGAAAGGAAAAAACUGAACAGAGAUGGAACAACAAGCUUUGAUGUGAAAUCCAGGACCCAGGUACAUGCUGCUCCCUUGCUGAAAAGGUUUGGAGUUAGCCAGUUAGCCUGACUUCUGAGGGAGACCAAAGAACAACAAGGGGGGAAAGGCAAGUUGUGAAAUAACUGGCUGGAAAAGCACAUCUGAGAGAUCUUCCUAUUAGUUGAGGACUUGCUCCAGAAGACCCUCCCCCUUUUUUAAGGUUCAGAAAAACUACUGAAGUAACUUUGAUGUAGAAAUUCAUAUUUAACAUGCAGAAUGUCAAUAUUUUGAGUUAUUUUUUCAGAGGUUAAGAAGAUAGAUUGGAUUCAAAUAAGGAAAGUAAUCAAUAAAAAUAGUUUUGUUUACUUCAGAUACCUUAGCAUUUCUUAAAUAAAAUGAAUCAGCAGGUUCUUGGAGAGAAUGCAGAACACAUAUGAAAAGUAAAAAAGCUUUCUUGAAAUGCUCAAAAUAAAAGUUGUUUCCUAUUCAUUAGAUUUGAUAUAUGACUGAAAUAAUGUUAAUUGUUCACAUUAUUUCAGGCAUCAGUUUUCUACUGGAUACAACAGAAGUGUUUUACAAGUUGCGCUACACCAGUGUCAGAAAGAACCCUUCUGCAGAGACCGUAAAGAGAGUUAAUAAUUUUGUUAAGCAACAGCAAAUUGGAUGAACUAUAAUCAGACACCAGGUAUUUUUGACUAGGUAUAUACAGUAAAUAAACAACAUAGAUCGACAAGGACAACUACAAAGGUCAAGACACACUCCACUACAAUAAAAAGAGAUAAUCUGAUUCUAAUAGAAACUCAUUUUGCCCAUUUUCUUAUCUGGCUGAAGGGUAAGAUGGGCAUCCAUGAUUGGGACAGCACUGGGCAUGGGCUAUGACACUUUUUGAGACAGAGUUUGGAUUCAGUAUCAUGCUAACACUAUUCAUCUUCCAUUUUCUAGUUGGCUGAUUUUUAUUCCAGUUACAGUGGCUAGCACAUCUCUACUUCCCUAAGUCAAAUGUCUUGCCUGUACCUGACAAUGUUCACAGUGAGAUGCAGCAUUUCAAUUUUGUCCUUCCCAAAAAAAGUUAAUUCUGGAAUUCUAAUAUUUAUAUAGAGGCAGGGUUAUUUUUUUUUUUUCUACAGAAAUUAGGCCAACUUCUGUGCAAAUUUUAUUUUAGAACUUGCAUGUAAGUCAAGAUGAUAAAAAACUGCAUGCAAAUGUAGAAGAAACUGCAUGUAAAAAGUACAUAAUGAGACCUAAACAGUGGUGUUAAAUAGCCGCCAUUAAGAGUAAACAGCCUGAACACCUUCCAUCUGGCAGGCUUCUUUACCCUGCAAGAUAGGAAUAUAAAAAGUAGGAAGAAGAAAUAACAGGUAGCUUGUACAAGGAGAGUGGCAGGCUCUGCUUCUUCCUAGACAUCAUUUCUAAGAUGUUAAAAUUUAGUAAGUAGAGCACAACCCAUCAUCACCUGUGUGGUAAGCAAAAUCCAAUUGGGCAUUCAGGAUUUACAUUUUGAAAAUAACAGAUAGCAAAGGUGAUGCCAUCCAUGUGAACAGAAGAAUUGUAAGCUUAAACCUGGUAAAGACAAAAGAUGGGUCAACAGUUUUGCUCAGUUUCACGUAGCACCAGUCAGUGGCGAAGGGGAGUGGGGGAAGAAGCAGCUAAAUCAGGGAAGGCUCAUGUCCUGCAUUAUCCUUGAACAGGAAAAAAUCUGGGACCUAUGGAAGUCAACCACAUCAAGUAAAUUGAUUUGGCUCCGCAUCUUUUUCUGUUGCAGGAAUGGGUCAGAUGCACAUAGCAUCCACUGAAUGUGUUAUAAUGAAAAAAUUAAGAAUGUAGAAACUGCUCAGAAUUUAAACUAUAUAUUAAAGUGAACACAUGAAUACAGAAUAUCAUCCCAAUUUUCAUAGCUCAGCACUAGACAAGAAGCAAGUGGAUAGGUUUCUGAAACAUCAGGUAAAUACUCAGGAAAUCCUCUGCCCUAUGCUUAUUAUGUUGAGCAGAACAGAUCUCUACCAAAUUAUAACAAAGUACAGAUUUGUGUUUGGUUUGUUGAGUAAAUAUGUUUACUCCAGUUGCAUAAAGACUCUCCCACAAGCAUGAAGAUACAACAGAGACAGAAAAUGUCAAGAAACUUUCUUAGUCUAAGUAUUGCUUUCACUAGAUAGCUGAUAUUUACUACAACUCAAACAUGGUGAAUAAAAUGAAUGGAUUAGCAAUUCUUUUUUAAGAUUAGCAAUAAAGAUACUGUCAUGAUCUGGGGGCAAUAACGGACAGAUUCAGCAGCAGUGUGGUCACAGUUGGAAAUUUGAUUAAACUACAGUAAACUUCUCCUUGAAAAGAUCAAUGCCUCAGUUGAGCUUUAGUCCGCCACAUCAUCCUGUAAAUUGCUUUCAAGAUAAGCCAGUACAUAAAUUCUCUUUGCAAAGACCUGUUACUUCAGAACAGACCUCCUACAAACAGAAACAUGGCAUUUAAUGGUACUUGGAAAAUAGACAGAAACGAAAACUAUGAAAAGUUCAUGGAGACGAUGGGUGUCAACAUAAUGAAAAGAAAGCUGGGAGCCCAUGAUAAUCUGAAGAUCACUAUUCAACAAGAUGGAAACAAAUUUACUGUCAAAGAAUCCAGCAACUUCCGUACCUUAGAUAUUGAAUUCACUCUGGGAGUCGAUUUUGAGUACAGUCUGGCUGAUGGGACUGAACUUAAUGGUUCUUGGAACAUGGAAGGAAACAAACUUGUAGGAAAAUUUACAAGAAAAGAUAAUGGAAAACUACUCACAGCAUACAGAGAAAUCGUAGGUGAUGAACUUGUUCAGACCUACGUAUAUGAAGGAGUUGAAGCCAAGAGAAUCUUCAAGAGGGGCUGAGUACUUUACCCAGAACCACACCAGAAUCAAAAAUCAAUGAAAAAAGACCAUUUUCCCACAUAUGCUCUGCUUUUUUUUUGCCUUUUAUCCCCUCACAGCAUAUCCUAAGCUGCAAAUACUUAGCUGUGUUGAAAGCAUGGGCUAGUUUCUUAUGUUUACUGCUUUGUCUCAAAUAAAAAAAAAAAAAUCCAAUUACAAUUUGAUACAAAAGCUAAAAUGUUAUUUGUACCAAGUCCUACCUGAAUGCGACACUGUAAAAGGCUCUAGAAACUAUUUUCCAUAAGCAGAGCUUAAAUAUCUUUUUAUACUCGUUCUCAAUGCAACUUAGUUUUCUUACAAUAACAGCUUCUCUGUGUACUGAAUAUUGUGUAAUAAGGAUGGCAAAACCUAAAAUAAACCUGACAACGCUCAAGUCGCUGAGAUUAUUCUACGUAAAUAUAAAUAUGGAAUAAACAUAAAAUAUGGUGUCAUAAUACAGCUCACUUGGAGGACUUAUCUAAGAUCCCAUUGAUAUCUUCCUCAUAUCAAUAGGAGUAAUAUAAAGCAUAUAGUGAUGGUAUGCAGGUAUCUCACAUACAGA
Calidris pugnax (ruff) is the source of this 6372-nucleotide messenger RNA. It is a transcript of the gene FABP2, whose product is annotated as fatty acid binding protein 2, intestinal. The transcript is spliced from 4 exons. The record is from RefSeq and is a predicted model, not a curated record. Gene Ontology annotation, cellular component: cytosol; nucleus. Gene Ontology annotation, biological process: fatty acid transport. Lineage: Eukaryota; Metazoa; Chordata; Aves; Charadriiformes; Scolopacidae. Bases 5394 to 5792 code for a protein of 132 amino acids. Gene Ontology annotation, molecular function: fatty acid binding.